Molecule: messenger RNA, 6251 nt
Organism: Contarinia nasturtii (swede midge)
Lineage: Eukaryota; Metazoa; Arthropoda; Insecta; Diptera; Cecidomyiidae
Gene: sff
Product: serine/threonine-protein kinase BRSK1
Exons: 16
Coding region: 283-2775 (830 amino acids)
Biological process (GO): microtubule cytoskeleton organization; intracellular signal transduction; protein phosphorylation
Cellular component (GO): cytoplasm
Molecular function (GO): ATP binding; protein serine/threonine kinase activity; tau-protein kinase activity
Source: RefSeq, a predicted model, not a curated record
AUAACAUGAUGAUAUGUUAACAAUGAGUUUUCGAGACUGUUUGGAUAGUAUUCCAUAAAAUUUGUUGAAUGGUGAAUGACAAGUUAAUAAUCUUGAGUGAUUUCGUUCCAUUAAAUGAAUUAAAAUUGAUAAUAAAUGUGAAUGGCGAAAAACGUGUUUUCUGCAAACACUUUAUAACACAUUGAACUCUCGCUAUAAACAAGUUUUAUUUUCGCAUUUGAUAUAUAUAAACCAAAAACCAUUUAAUUGUGGCAUCGAGCGAAGUAGAAAGAAAUUAUAAAUAUGCAAAAGGAAAAUACGGCGCCUGUCGAAAGCCAUCAAUAUGUAGGGCCUUACAGACUGGAAAAAACACUAGGAAAAGGGCAGACAGGUCUGGUCAAGCUGGGUGUUCAUUGUGUUUUAGGGAAAAAAGUAGCGAUUAAAAUAAUAAAUAGAGAGAAACUAAGCGAAUCAGUAUUAAUGAAGGUGGAACGAGAGAUAGCUAUUAUGAAAUUAAUUGAUCAUCCACAUGUUUUGGGUUUGUCGGAUGUAUAUGAAAAUAAGAAAUAUUUAUAUUUAGUGCUGGAACUUGUGUCUGGCGGCGAGUUGUUUGACUAUUUAGUAAAGAAGGGUAGACUGACACCAAAAGAAGCCAGAAAGUUUUUUCGUCAAAUCAUUUCGGCGCUAGAUUUUUGCCAUUCACAUUCGAUAUGCCAUCGAGACCUUAAGCCGGAAAAUUUACUACUUGAUGAAAAGAAUAACAUAAAAAUUGCCGAUUUUGGAAUGGCAUCACUACAACCAGCUGGUUCGAUGCUUGAAACAUCUUGUGGUUCACCACAUUACGCUUGUCCAGAAGUGAUUCGAGGUGAAAAAUAUGAUGGUCGUCGUGCUGAUGUAUGGUCGUGUGGUGUUAUUUUAUAUGCAUUAUUAGUUGGUGCUCUACCAUUUGAUGAUGAUAAUCUUCGACAAUUGUUGGAAAAAGUGAAACGAGGUGUAUUUCAUAUACCACAUUUUGUUCCGCCCGAUUGUCAAAGUUUGUUGCGGGGCAUGAUUGAAGUGAAUCCAGACAAACGACUCACACUUGGCGAAAUAAAUCGACAUCCGUGGGUGACAGCUGGUGGCAAAGGCGAACUCGAAUUAGAAUUACCAAUGAUGGAAGUAGUACAAACACAUGUUUUACCUUCGGCUUCAUCUGUCGAUCCGGAUGUUUUGAAUGCAAUCUGUUCCCUUGGAUGUUUUAAAGAAAAAGAAAAACUAAUACAAGAGCUCAUGAGCCCAAAUCACAACACGGAAAAGGUCAUUUAUUUCCUAUUACUUGAACGUAAACGCCGAAGACCAGCUCUUGAAGAUGACGACGAAGCAAUAAGACCUAGACCCAAUACAGAAGUCAGCGAUCCACCGAAAAAAAGACUCGACACAUGCAGAAUCAAUGGACAGAAUUCAUAUAAUUUUGGUCAAAUUAGCGAAGGAUCGCCAAUAACAACACGAAGACAAGCAUUUAAUUUUCGUUCUUAUAGUAAUACCCGAAAUCACAAUCGAAGAUCUCCAACACCAUCAGCCAGAUCUGCUUCAUAUCAUAGCCCAACUAGAAAUCCACAGCAAGCUCUAUCAAGACCAUCAUCUCCAGCCACUUCGGCGCGCCAUUCAACUCAUUCACCAUCAAUAGGUGGCCGAACCGUUCAACCGAAAUCACAACAACAAUCCGAAGAUCAGCAACAAACACAAACAACAUCAACGCAACAGCAGCCGCAACUUCAACUGCAAUCAUCAAAUCAAUCUCAUGACACAAGUAACUACGAUCAACAGCAAUCGGGUGCUCAUCAUAGGGCCAACUCCGGACCAACAAUAGCUAUUAGUUUGUUUCCAGAAUCGGAAAAUAGUAAUUGGCCUGUUCCAAAUUCACCGCAUCUCAGUGCUGCAAAUGCCAGUAAUGCGCCAUCGCCUGCAAUGACUGCCUCCACUUGUAGCAAUGCAAGUAGUCAACUGUGGAAAACUCGUUUAACCAAUAUUAAAAAUAGUUUUCUGGGCAGUCCGCGUUUCCAUCGAAGAAAGUUACAAGUUUCAUCCGAUGAGGUAUAUUUAACGCCAGACUCAUCACCAGAAUUAACAAAACGUUCGUGGUUUGGGAAUUUGAUGACCACAGAAAAGGAUGAAACUUUUACGGUGCUUGUAAAAGGAAAGCCACUAGCAACGGUCAAAGCUCAUUUGAUUCAUGCAUUUUUAUCGAUGGCAGAACUCUCGCAUAGUGUAAUAUCGCCAAUGUCGUUUAGAGUUGAGUACAAACGAAAUGGAACUGGACCGGCAAUGUUUCAGCGGCAUGUUCGGUUUCAGGUGGAUUUAAGUGCAAUUUGUAAACAAGAAGAAGUUUCCGAUACGCUUUUUGCGAUAACAUUUACAUUGUUAUCCGGUAACAUUCGAAGAUUCCGUCGAAUAUGUGAACAUAUUCAAUCGCAAGUUUGCUCAAAGCGAUUUUCUGGCCCUAAUAGUCCACCCAGAGUAACGAAUGCCGUUUCAGAGAGUUCGUCCUGUGGUUCAGAUUCAAGUGAACGUUUAUCAUGUUAUAAGCGCCAGAUUGAAAAUGACUGUGAAAACGAUGCUGUAUUUGAGUGCAAUAAAACACCCGUUUCGAGACGUUCUUCUGCCUCCACAAAUAAUAAUAACCAAGUAUUAGGCGAAACAGCCAGUCCAAAAACCGUGCGGUCGAGUUCUGAGUCAACUCAAGAUCCGGACCGUGUUAAAAAUCGCAAGAAUGGCGAAAAGCAAUCAACAACGAUAUCGGGGAGUGCGAUGGCAUGAGAAUUAUUUCUCUGAUUUAGUUUCAAAAUAACAAAGAUACAAAUGUCAGGUUCUAAAUAUCAUACCGAUUGCCAUACACAUACAUUACGAUUGUUAUGAUGCUACUUUACUAAAAACUGAAACACAUAUUUAAAAUAUGUUAACCGAAUCGGAUUUAACAUAAAAAAACAACGACUGUAAGAUGCAACAAACAAACAAAAUCCUUCAAAAAAACUUCAUACAUACAAACCAAAUAAACAAACCAGUGACAGCAAAUAGUACUUUUUUAAUCUCGUGUGGCAGGGUAUUAUUUAUACUAUUCUAUUUCGAGAUGCUCGUAAUAUUUAAUUCAAUUAAUCAUCAAUCGUUGGAAAUUACAUAUGUAUAUUAAGUUUUUGUACGAGUUUACUGUAUAAAUGGCUUAUGAUUUUGGUUAGCGUGAGUUAUUAAUUUGCAUUUGAGUGAGUUUAAACAAGAAGAAAAAUAUGCAUUUUUUUAGAUAAAAAUACUUUGUUUUGUGAUUGCUUACGUUUUAAUUGGUUGAAAUUUGCAUCAGACGUAUAAGUGCAAUAAAAAGAAAACAGAUUGAAAAAUACCCAACCACAGAGAUGAUGCUUUAAAGGAUCUAAAAUAUGAAAAUUAAUUAUAACUAUAUAAAUAGUUGAUUGUGCAGAAUGAGGAACUAAAACCGAACUAUGUGUCUUUAUUAUUUUGCAAAAGUCAGAGGAUAAACUAAAACGAACAAUUGAAAUGAAAUCGCUUAUAGCUCAGUUGUUAAUUAAGUGAAAGAACGAAAUCAAACUGAAUCUCGCCACCGCCGCCGCCGCUGCUGCUGGGCUAAAAUAAUUAAAUGAUUGAAUUAAUAUUCUGAAUCUUCAAAUUGAUAUACUUUUAAAAAACAGAACAAUGCAAAUUUAAUACACUAGCUACAUUGAUCUUUCGAUAAAAAGAUGCAAUCAAUGACCUCUUAUUUAGUGAAUUUAGAUGAAAGUUCAAGGAGUGAAAGGAAAAUGUUUCUUUUUUUUUUGUUUUAUUUUAUGUGGUCCUUAUUCUUAACUGAAUCAUUACUUGACUGCAAUUAAAUUAUACGGAAUGCAUAAAUUUAUGAAAUUUAAAAGAAAAUAAGAAACAAGAUUCAAAUCACCAAUAAUAAAAUGAUGAGAAUUGCUAACUGAAUUUCUUGGGGAGCGAAUGUCUCAUUUUUUAGCUUGGUAACGGCUUAAUUCAUAAUUUGGUAAUGUUGACAUACGUCCUCAAGGGAAAAAUUUAAGGGGGGGUAAUUGAAAAGAAUCGAGAAGGGUAAGCAAAAAAGUGAAGUGUAUUUUGCAAAAAGUGUACUUUUUUCUUUUUUUUUUUUGCUCUUCACUUUUUUGGUGAAAAUCCCUAGCAAAUUGAAAGAAUUCUUUGAAAUUUUUUAAGGGGUAACACUUCGCCAGGGGGGGGGGUAAUCGGACCCCUCUGACCCCUACUGAGGACGUAUGAAUGUUGAGAUCAAAAGUGAAACAUCCAAUCAAUGGAUCGAAAAGUGUUUGUGACAACAAUGAUUUCAGUCAUGGCAUUCGCUCACCAAAUUUGUGCUGUAGAUAUCUUAAUUUAUAUGGCCCAAUAAUCAAAUAAUAAACAAAAUAUAUUGUUUCGCAUCUGAUAUAAAACAUACAAAAUCUAAGUGUAGAAUUGGUAAAUUUUCAUAAGCAUUUUGAAAGUGAUAUAGGUAGUAUUACUUGCAUGGUAGCGAUGUUCAAGAUAAAACAAUGCAACAAAUAACCAUUAUAGUUGAAUAAAAUUUUACGGAAUUGAAUUGUUUGUGGUAAUUUUUCUACUUCAUUCCAUUCAAAAUGAGCAUAGUUUCCAUCAAAUUGGUGAAUUUUUGAAUUCUAGUUUUGAGUUUUCAGUUUUUCUCCACCUACAUUUUGUAUGUUUUAUUCCAGAUCUAUGAAUCAUACAUUUUAUUUCAUUUAUUAUUAUUUUUAUGUCAUUUGCAUACUAUGAAAUAUUAUAAAUUUCAAACGGCAAAUAUACAUUAUAUGUUGCAACAUUCAUCAACAUCAACUGAACAUUCAAACAACAAAAACAUCAACAACAACAACAGAAUAAAAAAAAAAAAACUUUUUCAAAUUCAAAUUUUUACUAUUAUUGAGAAAAUUAACAAAAAAAGAAAAAAACCGACAGAAAUAAUUUCUGAAAGAAGUGUAAAUUUGUUGUGAUGGCCAAACAACAACAUUUAGAAAUAACCUACAUGCAAAUAUUGAAUAUCCCCAAUACAAUUAGCACAAUCAGAAAAAUAAAAUGAUGAAAUGUUUUUUUUUUUGGAAAAAAUUAUUUAACUAUAUUGUAGUAGAUUGAAAACGAUGUUUCGAUAAGUCAAACAAUAGUACAUGUUACGUCCACACCGUUCAAAAUACGUAAUGAACGAAAAUGAAAAAAUGGAAAAAUAUCAAAAAAAAAAACAAAAAAAAAGCAUAAAAAUUAAAUAGCUUAGUAAUUGAAUUUUUCAAUACCAGGCCAUUGACACAUUAAGCAUUUUCAUAUGAGUUUAUUAUUCACUUAUUGUGAAGAAAAAAAACCUGCUGAAGUUAAGAAAAAAAAUAGUUCAAAACGAAACCGUGAAAGCAUUUUUUAAUUUUGAUUUGACUUUAAUAUGUUUUGCGCUUCUUUUCACUUGAUAUUGUAUAGGUAUAUGAUAAAAAAGCUGACUUUCAGGGCACACGUAUUUGUGGCUGUGCAAUUCAGCUGUAUUUUGAACAUCAGCUGCUUGAAAAAAAUACGUUCUAAGCAAAACAAGCUUUUUUCAACUACAAAAUUAUGCGUUUUCUUCUUUUCGAUGCAUAAAUAAAAUGUCUUCAACCAUAUUCUAUAAUGGCUUCAAUUUAUCCUUUUUUCGACAUUUCUCUAGUCAUUGUGCCCUGAAGCUUCGCCCAAUUUGGAACUAAUUGAUAUAUAUGCAAUACAAAAUCCAGUCCAAUGAGGUCCUAUAGCAAUUUUUGGACACACCACAGCUAAAAUAUACACACUACUAAACUAAUCCCAGCGUAAACGAUACAACACUCAACAAUUUUAUGAAUUAAAAAUAAAUACACAUUCAGAGAGAGAGAGAGAGAUACACACACACACACACACACCAAACAAAGAAAUAAGAUUGACUAAUUUAAUGUACAGAAUGUGGUGGUUGCGAAUGUUUCCUUUUUUACCAAUUAUUAUUAAUCGAAUCUGUUGAAUUGUGUGUAUAUUUUUGCUCACAGCAAAAUCACAACUAAAAUUAAAUUUAAAAAAAAAAACGGAUGAUUACCAUUUGUAGAGAAUGAAAAAAGGGAAAGAAAGAAAAAGGAGUGCUUAGAAUUCAAUUUGAAGCCAUUAAGAGCUUUAAGUUUGAGAAGACUAUAUUUUUUUGCGGUGCAUAAAGUAGACACAGACUUUUUUGCAAAAAACAGAUAACCAAAAGUGUACACGAAUGAAACAAUUAUUUUUGACACUUUAUGAAAUACAUAUGAAAAUCAAGA